Messenger RNA from Thrips palmi, 2609 nucleotides. Its product is annotated as tubulin polyglutamylase TTLL13-like. The coding region runs from base 27 to 2351 and encodes 774 amino acids. Gene Ontology annotation, biological process: microtubule cytoskeleton organization; protein polyglutamylation. NCBI's taxonomy places the organism in Eukaryota, Metazoa, Arthropoda, Insecta, Thysanoptera, Thripidae. Gene Ontology annotation, cellular component: cilium. Gene Ontology annotation, molecular function: tubulin-glutamic acid ligase activity; tubulin binding. The transcript has 14 exons. The record is from RefSeq and is a predicted model, not a curated record.
CCUACGCCCCACAGCCCCACGGGUGCAUGGACCCCCAUCGUGGCAAGCAGGACUUGCGGCCGCUGUCGCUGUGCACGGCCAACUGCCGCUACGACGUGGUGCGGCGCGUGGCCAAGAGGUUCGGCAUGAAGGACGUGUCCGAGGACGAGCCCUGGAACCUGUACUGGACCGACCUGUCCAUCUCGCUGGAGCGGUGCAAGGACAUGAAGAGGUUUCAGAAAAUAAAUCACUUCCCGGGGAUGGCGGAGAUUUGCAGGAAAGACCUGCUCGCCAGGAACCUCAACAGGAUGCUCAGGCUGUUCCCCAAGGACUACAAUUUCUUCCCCAAGACGUGGUGCCUGCCUGCAGAUUUGGGCGAUUUGAACUCGUACGCUCGCACGAGGCGAAAUCGGACGUACAUCCUGAAGCCCGACACCGGUUGCCAGGGCAAAGGCAUCUAUCUGACAAGGAGUGUCCGGGACCUCAAACCGCACACCCGCAUGAUCUGCCAAGUGUACAUAGCAAGGCCCUUCCUGGUGGACGGCUUCAAGUUCGACAUGCGCGUCUACACGCUGGUGACUUCCUGUGAUCCCCUUAGAGUAUUUGUCUACAACGAUGGCCUAGUCAGGUUCGCGACGAGCUCCUACCACGAGCCCAACAGCCACAACACCGCCAACGUGUUCAUGCACCUCACCAACUACGCCGUCAACAAGCACAGCCGGACCUUCAUCGUGGACGAGGAGGCGGGCAGCAAAAGAAAAAUCUCGACGCUCAACAGGUGGCUGGAGAGCAAGAACUACGACGUGGUGGACAUCUGGGCGCGCAUCGACGAACUCAUCGUGAAGACCCUCAUCGCCGCGCUGCCCGUCAUCCGCCACAACUACCACGCCUGCUUCCCCGCGCACGACUUCACCUACGCCUGCUUCGAGCUCCUGGGCUUCGACGUGCUGCUCGACCACAAGCUCAAGCCCUACGUCCUGGAGGUGAACCACUCGCCCAGCUUCCACACGGACGCGCAGAUCGACCGCGAGGUGAAGGAGACGCUGCUCAUGGACACCUUCGGCAUCCUGAACAUGGGCCAGUACGACAAGCGGAAGGUGAUGGAGGAGGACCGGCGGCGCGUGCGGGACCGCCUGCUGCAGAGCAUCGGCCACAAGGACGGCAGCAACGGCAGCAACGCGGGGUCCGACAGCAACCUGCUGUCGGAGAACAACCCCUGGAAGGCGCAGUUCGACUGGGAGGACAGCAACAUGGGCAACUUCCGGCGGGUGUACCCGUUGGCGGAGGGCCAGCCCGACAAGUACGAGGCCUUCUUCAACCAGAACCAGAGCUCGCUGUUCCAGGAGACGGCCGCGUCGCGCGCGCGCGAGGAGGCCAGCAGGCAGCAGCGCGACCUGCACGAGGUGAAGCAGAAGGAGGAGGAGGCGCGGCGCUCCAUGACGCUGGCCCGCCGCAAGGAGUACGAGCGGCUGCGGCCAGAGUCCCCCAACACGAUGGGCACGAUGGGCGCGCCCACCACCGUGGCGCAGCUCAGGAGGAACAGGGCCUCCAGGACCAAGCGCGGCGCGGCGCAGGCGCAGGGCACGGCCAAGCGACCCGCCGCCAAGUGCGUGCUCAGCUCCUUCCUGCCCGAGGCCAUCUCCGAGUGCGAGGAGUCCGUGAGGGCGGCGGCGCUGCAGGAGCGCAGCCAGCUCGUGCAGAGCAAGGGCAUCGUGCAGCUGAUCUACCAGAUGCUCAAGGAGAACAAGAGCCUGUGCGCCGAGGACUUGCGGAAGUACGCCGCCCUGAACGCGGAGGCCAUGCCGGCGUCCACGGCGGCGUCCACGGCGGGGGCGCGCAAGGACGAGGACCCCCACCGCCUGCCCUCGCUGCUCACGCUCAUCCAGAAGACCACGGGACAAGCGCAUGCCGAGAUCAACCGCGGCAAGGGCGUCCUGGACCCGUACGAGACGCUGGUGACCGGCCUGUGUGGCCCGUGCCUCAUAGCGCCGGGGCCCGGAGGCGACCCCGCACCCGCUGCAGCCGCCACCCAGCAAGGCCUGCCCCUGCCCCCCACCGCUGCCCCUGCAUCUGUGCCCCUGCCCCCGCGCCCAGCGCACUGCCCUAGAACGACGGUGUCGGGGUUGGGGAUGACUUGCGGAGAGGCCCCCUUCUGGGUGCGGCCAGGGCUGCGGACAGACUUGUGGGGCUCCAACUACGUGCACAUCUCCCCGCAGUGCGGCCCGCACCCCGUGUCCGUCUCGUCAGUCUCGUCCCACCAGCCCGUCGCGCCCAGGAUCACCCGCUCCACGCUGGGAAGGCUCGUCUCCACCUCCUUCAAGCUGCACAACCUCGAAAAGCGGCACGCCAAGCCCCAGGCCCAACACCUCUGACUUGGGCCCAAAUUCUGAGCCAUUGUCAGGCUUGUCAUCAAGCGUCGCCAUUUUACAUUGUCCCCUCUCUAAACUGACAGCACUGUCAUGAUUCAGACCACUUCAUCCUCAUCCAAUGUGCCUGAUAGUUUGAAAGUCUGUCUAUUUGCCUUCUAACAUUGCCUUUGUAUGUAUGUGAACUGUGACCAAGUUUUAAACAUUGUGUGAUAAAAUUAAAGCCUGUGAAAAUUUAGAAAUAAACUUGUACCAUAAGAGGAA